Molecule: messenger RNA, 813 nt
Organism: Moneuplotes crassus
Lineage: Eukaryota; Ciliophora; Spirotrichea; Euplotida; Euplotidae
Source: the annotation of a GenBank genome assembly
AUUUAUCAUUAUUUAGAUAUGAAGUUAGAGGGGAAAGUUGCAUUCAUCACUGGAGGAUGCUCAGGCUUUGGAUAUGAAACUUUAAAAAUGCUUCUUGAUCAUGGAGCAAAGGUUGGUAUUGCUGACAUUCAAGAGGAAAAAGGAGAGCAAAUUGUCAAAGAUUUUGGAAAUGACAAUGUAGUUUUUAUUAAAACUGACGUCACCGAUAGUGAGCAAGUUAGGGUAGCUAUCGAAACAACUUAUGAGAAGUUUGGUGCUCUCCAUAUUACACUCAACUCUGCUGGUAUUAUGGGAGUCUCUCACACUGCAACAAAGAGUCACUUUCUUGACUUUCAGUUUCAUAGGAAAUGUAUGGACAUCAAUGUUAAUGGCACAAUUUAUUCAUCAGCUUAUUCAGCUAAGUAUAUGUCUAAGAAUGAUCCUGUAAAUGAGAGAGGAGAAAAAGGAGUUAUAAUCAAUGUCUCUAGCAUUGCAGCAACUCUAGCAGGAAGAGGAUUUGUCUCGUAUGGAUGAUCUAAAGGAGCAAUCAAUGGAAUGACACUUCCAAUGGCAAGAGAUCUUGGAAGAUUUGGCAUUAGAGUUCUAAAUAUUGCCCCUACUAUUUUUAAAACUGAAAUGGCUGCUGUUAUGCCAGAGGCUUAUAUAAAAAGAUAUGAGAAAACUGUCCCCCUAGGAAGAUCUGGUGAGCCUGAUGAUUUUGCGAAGUUAGUCAAAACCUGUAUUGAAAAUGGAUACUUGAACGGUGUCAGUUUGCAAAUAACAGGAGGAACAAUCCCUUCUUAUGAAUAAGUCUUAAUGCGGUUUCAAUUUAUA